This is a messenger RNA of Procambarus clarkii (red swamp crayfish), 969 nucleotides long. The record is from RefSeq and is a predicted model, not a curated record. Lineage: Eukaryota; Metazoa; Arthropoda; Malacostraca; Decapoda; Cambaridae.
AUGGUUCAUCCUCAUACUAAAAGCCGAACUGUUCACUCGAAGAAGCAGCGGCAUCUCAUCUCACCCCCAGCAGACGAAGAAGCAAAGGCAUCUCAUCUGACCCCAGCAGGCGAAGAAGCAGAGGCAUCUCAUCUGACCCCAACAGACGAAGAAGCAGAGGCAUCUCAUCUCACCCCAGCAGACGAAGAAGCAGAGGCAUCUCAUCUCACCCCAGCAGACGAAGAAGCAGAGGCAUCUCAUCUGACCCCAGCAGGCGAAGAAGCAGAGGCAUCUCAUCUGACCCCAGCAGACGAAGAAGCAGAGGCAUCUCAUCUCAUCCCAGCAGACGAAGAAGCAGAAGCAUCUCAUCUGACCCCAACAGACGAAGAAGCAGAGGCAUCUCAUCUCACCCCAGCAGACGAAGAAGCAGAGGCAUCUCAUCUGACCCCAGCAGACGAAGAAGCAGAGGCAUCUCAUCUGACCCCAACAGACGAAGAAGCAGAGGCAUCUCAUCUCACCCCAGCAGACGAAGAAGCAGAGGCAUCUCAUCUCACCCCAGCAGACGAAGAAGCAGAGGCAUCUCAUCUGACCCCAACAGACGAAGAAGCAGAGGCAUCUCAUCUCACCCCAGCAGACGAAGAAGCAGAGGCAUCUCAUCUGACCCCAGCAGACGAAGAAGCAGAGGCAUCUCAUCUGACCCCAACAGACGAAGAAGCAGAGGCAUCUCAUCUCACCCCAGCAGACGAAGAAGCAGAGGCAUCUCAUCUCACCCCAGCAGACGAAGAAGCAGAGGCAUCUCAUCUCACCCCAACAGACGAAGAAGCAGAGGCAUCUCAUCUCACCCCAGCAGACGAAGAAGCAGAGGCAUCUCAUCUCACCCCAGCAGGCGAAGAAGCAGAGGCAUCUCAUCUGACCCCAGCAGGCGAAGAAGCAGAGGCACCUCAUCUCACCCCAGCAGACGAAGAUGCAGCAUCCCAAUAUUCCAUCUGA